Molecule: messenger RNA, 6057 nt
Organism: Salvelinus namaycush (lake trout)
Lineage: Eukaryota; Metazoa; Chordata; Actinopteri; Salmoniformes; Salmonidae
Product: period circadian protein homolog 1-like
Exons: 17
Coding region: 663-5201 (1512 amino acids)
Biological process (GO): negative regulation of transcription by RNA polymerase II; circadian regulation of gene expression; entrainment of circadian clock by photoperiod
Cellular component (GO): nucleus; cytoplasm
Molecular function (GO): transcription cis-regulatory region binding; transcription corepressor binding
Source: RefSeq, a predicted model, not a curated record
UUUUGUUCAGUGUGUGUAUUACUUGUCUUGCAGUCGGUCAACAUUGGACCAGGUCGCUAAAGAUGUCAUUUUGGGUUUCUGCUAUUUAAAAAAAAAAAAUUGUAAACCUACUGAAUACACCGUGGAAGACGUUUCAAUAGUGUUUGCCUCGGAAAGUAUUUUCUCUUCAUGGAAUAAGCAGGUAUCCUGCCAAACCAUCUAGUGCACUGAGUGUGGACGCACGAGGAAGGGCAGACACGAGGAAGGGCAGACACGAGGAAGGGCAGACACGAGGAAGGGCAGACACGAGGAAGGGCAGACACGAGGAAGAGCAGACACGAGGAAGAGCAGACACGAGGAAGGGCAGACACGAGGAAGGGCAGACACGAGGAAGGGCAGACACGAGGAAGAGCAGACACGAGGAAGAGCAGACGGACAAAGAAAGGCUUAGCCCCCUUCUCUUCAAUUGGCCUGUCAGGUUCAUAAGCUUUGACUUGACAAAAAACCUCAAGAUCAAUGAGAUACAGUUCAUACUUUGUCCAUAUCUUCUCUCUCAUUUUUGCUUUUCCAAGCCAUGACGCAAUCUAAGUUUAGUAGCCCCACCUAGUGGCAGGGUAUCACAGCUCUGUUUUGACAGAUACUUUUUGUCAUACAGCAAUAGUCAAUCACUCAUACUGCUUACUAUGAGUGAUGAGAAUGCAUACACCACUUCUGGAAAUGACACUAGUGGAGUAAGUUUAGCAGAAGAUGUGGUGGCAGGACAAGAGGCAGUCUCCCAGUCCCCUGAGUCUGUAUUGAGUCAGACUGGCAGCUCUGGCAGCUCCAAUGGAAAGAGGACUCGGUCUGGGGGCAAGUCCUCCCCCAAGUCCUCAAACUCUGAUGACACCGAUUCCCACUUGAGCGGGAACGACUCAGCCGAGAGAGAAGUGGAAGGUCACAUGGGGCAUGAGGCAUCAACCUGCAGCAGCUCCCAUAAUGGAAAGGACUCUGCCAUGGAGACAACCGAGAGCAAAAGCUCCAACUCCCACAGCACUUCCCCUCCCAACAGCUCUAUGGUCUACAGCCUGCUGAGUGGCAGCUCGGAGCAGGACCACCCGUCCACCAGCGGCUGCAGCAGUGGCCAGCCGGCCCGGCUGCAGACCCAGAGAGAGCUACUCAAGGCCCUGAAGGAGCUGAAGAUCCGCAUGCCUGCAGACCACCGGACAAAAGGCCGCUCCAGCACUCUGGCCUCCCUGCAGUACGCUCUCAACUGUGUCAAACAAGUCAGAGCGAAUCAGGAGUAUUAUCACCAGUGGAGUGUGGAGGAGAGCCACGGUUGCAGUCUGGACCUCUCAGCCUUCACCACAGAGGAACUGGACAACAUCACCUCUGAAUACACACUCCAGAACACGGACACAUUCUCUGUUGGAGUGUCCUUCCUCUCUGGGAAGGUGGUGUACAUCUCCCCCCAGGCCUCUCCAAUGCUGCGCACUAAACCUGAGCGACUACAGGGGGCGCUCUUCUCUGAGCUGCUGGCCCCCCAGGACGUCAGCACUUUCUACAGCAGCACGGCUCCCUGCCGCCUGCCCCCCUGGGCCUCCUGUACUGGCUCCAUGACCUCCCCUGUGGACUGCACCCAGGAGAAAUCCAUGUUCUGCCGUAUCAGUGGUGGGAGGGACAGCGAGGGGGAGGUGCGGUACUACCCCUUCCGUAUGACCCCCUACCAGCUGACACUGCGGGACUCUGAUAUGUCCCAGCCACAGCCCUGCUGCCUGCUCAUCGCUGAGAAGGUGCACUCAGGAUACGAAGCUCCCCGUAUCCCAGCUGACAAGAGGAUUUUCACCACCAGCCACACCCCCAGCUGUCUCUUUCAGGAAGUCGAUGAAAGGGCUGUGCCGUUGCUAGGCUACCUGCCCCAGGACCUGGUUGGGACCCCUGUUCUCAUGUACCUCCACCCUGAUGACAGGCCUGUCAUGGUGGCCAUACACAAGAAGAUUCUCCAGUCAGCGGGCCAGCCCUUUGAACACUCGCCCCUUCGUAUGUGUGCCCGGAACGGGGAGUAUCUCACCAUAGAUACCAGCUGGUCCUCCUUCGUUAACCCCUGGAGCCGCAAAGUGGCCUUCAUUGUUGGUCGACACAAAGUCAGAACGAGUCCCCUGAACGAGGAUGUGUUCACGCCUACUGUGGAGGUGGAGGUGCGGGCCAUGUCUCCAGAGAUCCCCAGGCUCAGUGAGCAGAUCCACCGCGUGCUGGUGCAGCCUGUCCACAGUGGUGGCUCCCAGGGCUACUGCAGCUCCCACGGAUCCCACCCACAGAGGCCCAGCCCGGGCUCCUCGUCAGGCAGCAACAGCCCCUCCACCAAGGAGCUCAUCCUGAAGACCAUCCAGAGACCACAGCAGAUGACAUUCCAGCAGAUGUGUAAGGACGUCCACAUGGUGAAGACCAAUGGUCAGCAGGUCUUCACCAAGUCCCGCAACCGCCCAGCACUCCGCAAACACGCCAGCACUGGAGCCCUGGUGGUGCCAGAGAAUUUAAACAAGGACUUGGGACCUAUUGGAGCUCUGGGGCCAACUAAAACCCUGGCCUCAGUGCAGUCAAGGAAAGACCCGUCAGCCAACUACUCCUACCAGCAGAUCAACUGUCUGGACAGCAUCGUACGCUACCUGGAGAGCUGCAACGUCCCCAACACAGUGAAGAGGAAAUGUGGCUCCUCCUCCUGCACCACGUCAUCAACGUCAGACGAUGACAAGCAGAGGGAGUUGCCUGGAACAGCUAAAGAUCUCGGAGGCCCCCAGGGUAAUGAAGGGUCUAAAGGGGGGCCACAGAUGAGCCCUCUGGUGCUGCACUGCAAGGCUAAGAGUGUGGUCUCUGUCACGUCCCAAUGCAGCUUCAGCAGCACCAUUGUCCACGUAGGCGACAAGAAGCCCCCAGAGUCAGAUAUAGUAAUGAUGGAGGAGAGACCAGCCACCCCCACUCUCACCGUCACCUCUCCAGCCACUAACAACGCCAUCACAAUGGCAGUGACCCCCUGGCCGUUGGCCCUGCCCAGCCCGGCACCACCCAGCCCUGCCCUGCCCGAGAGGGACGGCCGCAGGUCAGCUGGAUGCUCAGGCCGCCUGGGUCUGACCAAGGAGGUGCUGUCUGCCCACACCCAGCAGGAGGAACAGGUAUUCCUGAGCCGCUUCAGAGACCUGGGACAGCUACGUGUGCUGGACCCCGGCCCUCCUUCUCUGAGAGGACACACCACCACACCCAAAGGAGUGCGCAGCUCGAAGGACUACCCAGCAGGUGGUCAUGGACGGAGGAGGGGCCGCGGGGGAAAGAGGCUGAAGCACCAGCAGGAGGGCUCCCAGCGUGCGAUGAACGGUAGUUUCAGGAGGGAAGGGCAGGGGCCCCAAGGCCUCACAUUCCCCAUGGGUCAACCCCUGAUGAUGCAGGGACCCCUGACCUCGUCCUCUUCCUGGCCCACCUCUGAGGCCAGUCUCCCUCCUGCCGUGGCCCAGUACCCUCCAGGAGUCCUGCCCUUCUUCCCACUCUACCCCAGCGUGCAACAACAAGUCCUGGCCCACACCGGAGUGAACCCCAAUGCCAUGCAGAUGGGCUACCCCAGCCCCCAGCCAGGCUUACAGUACCCCAUGCAUGCCAAUCAGAUGCCCAUGCCGAUGGCUCCCCCAAUGAUGGUUGUUCUGCCCAACUACAUGUUCCCUCAACUCAACGGAGGUGUACCACAGCUCAAUACCGCCAUGCCUCAGUAUAACACAUCCAUACCGCACCUUUGCCCCGGUAUCCCUGGUAUGGCACAACUUAACCAAGCACUACCGCAGUUCAAACAGACUAUCCCACUACCACAACUCAAUCCUGGAUUGGCUCAGUUCAACCCCGCUAUGACGCAGAUGAAUGGCAUGCCUUGUGUUAGUCCCGUCCUAGCUCAACUCAACCCGUCACAGGUCAAACCUACUUUGUCGAUGAUCCCCCAACACUGUUACGAUCCCAGCCCAGCAUUACCUUUCCCAAAUCCCAUUCCGAUUCCCGGGCUUCCCGGCUUUGCCUUACCCGAGAUGGAUCCCACCUUUGUCCAACACGGCAACUCCCGCUCCAGCACCCCUCAGUCCACGUGCCAAGCCCCCCUGGAGGGGACAGACUCGCCCAUUUUCCAGUCCCGAUGCUCCUCCCCCCUCAACCUGCUACAGCUGGAGGAGUUGCCAGGCAACCGCCAGGAGGGCAUGUCGACAGGGGCGCAGCAGACAUUUCCCCCACCUGGCUCGGUAUCUCAGUUCGGAGGUCAAGGUUCUGUUAAGCGAAGCAUGAAGAGUGACGCCAGAGAGGACGAUAACGAUGAUGCUGAUGACCAGGACGCAAUGUCCACCUCCAGUGACCUGCUAGACCUACUAUUGCAGGAGGACGCCUGCUCAGGCACCGGCUCGGCCGCCUCUGCCUCCGGGUCCUCAGGCUCUGGCUCUAAUGGAUGCAGCACCUCAGGGAGUGGCACAAGAAGCAGCAACACCAGCAAAUACUUUGGCAGCGUUGACUCGUCGGAGAACGACCAUUCCCAUAAGCAGGCACCAGGGGGGGCUGAAGAGGCCCAGCUCAUGAAAUAUGUCCUUCAGGACCCUAUCUGGCUCCUUAUGGCCAACACAGAUGACAAGGUUAUGAUGACGUACCAAAUGCCCACCAGGGACAAGGAGACUGUUCUAAGGGAGGAUGGUAUGAUACUGAGGGCGAUGCAGAAACAGCAGCCGCGCUUCACUGAGGAGCAGAAGAGAGAGCUGAUCCAGGUCCACCCCUGGAUGGGCACCGGACGCCUGCCACAGGCCAUCAACAGCCCUACUUGUACAGGGUGCGGUUCUCCUCCCACUACCUCAGCCCCCCGGCCCCUUAAUGUGGAGCUGCAGGACAUGGAUCUGACAGGGGUCCUCCAGCUACAGGAAGAGACCCCGGUUACCAUGGCAACAGACACACAUGACACCUCCAUCCCACCACCACAAGCACCCCAGACAGAGACUAAGGGGGGCGAGGGUGAGCAGGAAGGAGACUGUAAGGACACCAGAGUGAAAGAGUUGGAGGUGUCGUCAUCAUCCGGAACAGAGAAAGGGGACUCUGGCUGUAAACGGCAACCGAGGAGUUCUAUAUGGCCAAUGACUCUAAAACACAAUGCAUUGGGACAACCGGGAGCCAAGGUCACUGUUAAUGUGUUGUGUUUGAACAAAGAAGUGAACAUGGAUAAGGAGUCAAAGAAUACCUGAUCCUGUUUAAAUACAUAGAGAAUGUAGCUCAAUAUAUAUGGAAUCUAAGGUGUAAAUAUUCAAUGUAUUUAAGUGUAAAAUCGAAAGAGAAGCCCUUAGUAAAUAUUUAUUGGCAUGUUUGGUGCCUGGUUCCCUGUCUAAGGAGGACUGAAGACAUGUUCCAUUUGUAAUUCACUGCUUUGGGAUUUUUCUCCCCUAUAGUGACACUUGGAUAGUUUUACAAGUUAUUGUGUGUAUCAACGCAAUAUAAUUUUUGUCCAAUGUCCAUAUUGGAAAAUGAUGUCAAAUCUAUUUUGAAAACCAUUAAAUCGCAAAUUCAUUUAGAAAAAUAUAUUUGGUAGAAUACUUCAUUCAAGUUUUUUCUAAGUCAUUUCUGAUAUUGUCAACCAAGAGCUGACACUACAGUUUUCUGUGGGCUGUAAUGUUCUGAAUGGUUCAUUUCUUUUAUAAUGUAAUUGUACACCACAAUCGUUGUAUAAAUAUGUAAAAUUUUAGCCAUUGGGAAAACAUCCUAACUAUUUUUUUAAAUCUCCAGAGAAAUACACAAAAUACAUCAAGACCAUGUUAAAAGAAAUACCCUGUUUGUUUGAGUCGUUAUGGGUAUUUCUGGACAAAAGGUAUCUCAGAUUUAUCAGGAGCAGAGAUUGGCAUUCCCAUGUUAACAACAGAUGGAGCCAGUCUUGUUGAUGAGAGAGAGGAGUAGGCCUUGAUCAUGCAGUUGGUCAAGGCCAAUAUGUUCUAUCAACAGUUAGUCUGCCCCUUAUUCCCUUUUUCAUUACUGUAAAUAAAAGGAUUAGUCACUUAUUACAACUCUUUGGGGGGAUUUUGAUAUGUAAUUAAUAUUAAAAAGUGAAUU